CCCUCUCUCUUUUUCUCUCUCUCCCUCCCUCUCUCCCUCUCCAACCCGUUCCCCUCUCGGACUCCGCGCACCGCUUGUCCCGACGCGAACUCCGUCCCGCGCCCGACGAACGCGUAACUGCGCCGGAAGAAGAAGAAGGAGCCCCAGUUGGAAGGACACAAUAGGAAAAGGAGAACGCUGCCAUCGCACAAGUUUUCCCUUCUUCCUUUUCAUUCUUCUUCUCCCCAGCCCCCAGCCUUUGGCCCCGCGGCGGGGCAGGACAGCAGGGGCAGGCCGGGGGGAGGUAACACGGAGACCGUAUGAUGUGGAUCUGGUACCUUCUGCUUGGUUCGGGGUCCGGCUCGAGAACUGCUGAGAGCCAGCUGCUUCCCGGGAACAACUUCACCACAGAGUGUAACAUCCCGGGAAACUUCAUGUGCGGAGAUGGGAAGUGUGUCCCGGGCGGGUGGCAGUGUGACGGAUUGCCCGACUGCUUUGACAAGAGCGACGAGAAGGGCUGUCCUAAGGUCAAGUCGAAGUGCGCUCCUACGUUCUUCGCCUGCGCCAACGGCGUCCACUGCAUCAUCGGACGCUUCCGCUGCAACGGCUUCAGCGACUGUCCUGACGGGAGUGACGAGGAGAACUGCAGCAACCCACUGGUGUGCUCCGAGUCUCGCUUCAAGUGUCGAAAUGGCCGCUGUGUGGACCGCAGCUUCUUGUGCAACGGCCAGGACAACUGCCAGGACAACAGCGAUGAGGAGCUCUGCCUGACGACAGCAGAAGCCCCUGGCCAGGACUUUGUGACACUGGACUACCGUCUGCGCUACUAUCCCAGCAUCACCUACGCCGUCAUCGGCAGCGCUGUCAUCUUCGUCCUGGUGGUGGCAUUACUGGCCCUGGUGCUCCAUCACCAGAGGAAGCGCAGCGUCCUGCUGCCCAGGGGCGUGAGAGGGGGCUCACAUCACCACCACCACCACCACCAGCCCCUGCUGCUGUCCCGUCUGGUCAUCUUGGACCGCGGCCACGUCCAUCCCGGAGGUCCUGGUCUCUCCCCCGGCUCGCCCACUGCAGCGGGCCAGUACAGCUCAACCACGCAGGCUCUGCAGCUGCUGUCUGGGACCCUGUAUCCCUCCGGACUCUCCAUGGACUCACCUCCGUCAUACUCACAGGCUGUUCUGGAUGUCAGUCGGCCUCCUUGGUUCGACCUCCCUCCUCCUCCGUACCUCCCAGGUCGGGAACUUCCGUCAGCCGACGAGCUGCCUCAGUACGAGGCCUCACAAGACCCGCCGAGCCUCCAUCCGGCGCGUCCCACUGCACAGUCCUCCGCACCCCGGACUGUGGCCUCGGGCACACAACAGCCGAGUUCGAGCCCCAGGGAGGAGCUGGAGCAGCUGUAGCCGCACUCUCUCGCUCUCUCUUGUAAACUGGUAACAGUUGGAACUUUUGGGACCGCAGGACUGAAGCGCCAGGAGGGUCGCCCGAGGCCGGGGACAGUCCUCGACAAAGACCUGCCGAGGAUAUUCAACGGGCACUGGGAGACUCAACCGCGUUCCUAACUUUCUUCCCACACAUCGUCCGGCGUACUGAAGCGCUGGACCAAGACCAGCUUCUCCUGCUGGGACUGAUCCGGUAUGCUGGCUCACCCUGCUGGGGUCAUGGCUGCACUACACCUCAAUUAUUAUAGUCAAUCAUUUCAGCUCACUGCAAGGGACAAUUGCGCUCCCCUUGGAGGAGUGCUGUGAUUACAGUCUGCGCGCCCAAAGUAGAGGGAGUAAACUGCCACUGGUUAACACAUCAUAUAUGAUGAGAGCAGGAAGUGGCAGCACUUAAAAAGGUCAUUGUGUUAUUAUAAAAUCAAGUUCGAGUGGUGUUCUUCUUCCCAGUGGCAGCACUUGAAGACGUCAAUGAAGAUCACCCAGCCUUUUUUUAAUACUCCUCACGCGACUUUACAUUUCACAUAUACAAUGUUUUCCAUAGAAAACUUUAUAAGAGAUCAUUGAUUUAUUGUGUUAAAAUUGUAAAAUACCUGAACACUAUAUAACAAGGCUAUAGGUCAAAAAGUUAGUAUACUGUUGGACAUAGUUGAAAACUGGAACCCCAAUUGGCCAGUUAGCAUAUCCAUGAUGUUAUGAUGUCGUAUUUGCAUUCUGCGUUUAGUGUCUUGUCGGUUUUUAUCGGUCCUUUCAUCUGCUUGGACAUCAGCUGAGUUGGGGCAUUGUACGCAGACUUUGUACAAAGAGCUUGGGAGAGUAAAAGUCAGUUUAAUGUCUGGUUCAACUGAUUCAGACGAAUCACACAAACAGCUCCUGCGGCUGAUGUCUCGAAAAGUUCAGAGACGCAGGGCAUGUGUGUGAAAGCAGCCGAGUAACGGCUCACUCACCCACGGACAUUUGAGAUGACUUGCUGUACUCGGUCGUGCUUCCUCACUCUCGGUGAAGUUGGUACAGUUUUUCAGAUUGAUCCAAAAUGGUACAGUGGUGUUGUGUGCGAUUUAUUAAGAAGUUAACAGAAACACGUGCAGUUGAGAUCUACAGGCGAGGCCCAGUCAGAGAUUCUGUUCCCUCUUUUGUUUUAGUGGAACUUAAAAAUUAGAGAUAUUCCUUAAAGAUCAGCCGAGGAUUUACUGAGGGGUUUUUUUCUUCACAAUAUCAAUUAAAUUCCAGUUAAGAGGUAAAAAGGACCAUUGAGUUUUGAUUGAAUAAUGCUCGACAUAGAUUAUGUGUAUAUAUCUUUACCAAGUUACAUUUCAUAUAUCAUUCCUCUGAGCAAAAGAAACAGCUCUGCUUGGAAAGUUUUAUUACAAUUCCGUCUGAAAAACAGGCCAAUAAUUUUUUUAUGUAAAUACAAAAAGAAAAUUGAUUUAAAAGGAUUUUGUUGAGGCCUUAUUCAACGCCAGCUUGGCCCGUGGUGCCUUUAUACGUGAUGUGUUUUAAGGCGGAAGCAGCCUGAUCUGAGAUUUAACAGGAGGGAUUUGACAUAACAACCAUUGAAGAUGAUCUCAUCUUAGAUCAAAUUGUUCAAAUUCUGUUUCGGGAUCAGCUAAUGUACAUUACGUAGGAUGUUUGGCAUGCAGGAAAAUCAUCCUCAGAAGUAUUAAACAGUGAUUGAUGAAAUCCAUAUCUGAAGGAUCUGUGUUAUACAUUUACUAUUGUCGUUUGACCUUCGUGCAUUUCGAAGUGGUUCUUAUGGCACUGUACAUAGGAGAUUGGAAAUUAAUGAAAUCUAAAAAAGUUUGAAGCUUAAAGCAAGAGUCGAAUGUGUAACAGUAAAAUGUGAUCGUGUUUUGCAUCUUCCUUUUCUUCUGGAGCCAGCAGCGAAAACUGCAGGCAAAAGACAAACAAUCAAACCAAAGAUAAUCAUUAUUGAUCUUUUCUCCCAGGAUAUAUUACCCUCCAAAGGAAUGAUUGUGUCACAAACGUUUGUGCCUUUAUUAUAUCAAAACCUUUAUGAUAUGAAAAUGUGGGCAAAGGCUUAUUGAGAUUCAAACAGAAGUUGUGUUAUUUGCUGUAAAACUGGAAAAUAUUUCUCAGGAGAAAAUUUGAUACCAGUCUGUCUGUGUUUGUUUAUAUCUUAGUUUUGUUUUUAAGUAAUGUUAAAAAAUCAAAUUCCAUUUUUUUCUCUGAUUUGUUCUCAUUAGAUUAGAUAUUUACAUAUUUUGCAAUUUUGCCCAAUGUGAUCUCUUUAUCCCCUGUAUAUCUUAUAUUUAAAGUAAUAUAAAAUAUUGACUCAUGAA
Messenger RNA from Scophthalmus maximus (turbot), 3712 nucleotides. It is a transcript of the gene ldlrad3, whose product is annotated as low density lipoprotein receptor class A domain containing 3. The record is from RefSeq and is a predicted model, not a curated record. The transcript has 6 exons. Gene Ontology annotation, biological process: receptor-mediated endocytosis. Gene Ontology annotation, cellular component: plasma membrane. Lineage: Eukaryota; Metazoa; Chordata; Actinopteri; Pleuronectiformes; Scophthalmidae. Gene Ontology annotation, molecular function: protein binding. Bases 300 to 1376 code for a protein of 358 amino acids.